This is a messenger RNA of Saccostrea echinata, 1991 nucleotides long. Its product is annotated as ADP-ribosylhydrolase ARH1-like. The record is from RefSeq and is a predicted model, not a curated record. The transcript is spliced from 13 exons. The coding region runs from base 128 to 1372 and encodes 414 amino acids. Lineage: Eukaryota; Metazoa; Mollusca; Bivalvia; Ostreida; Ostreidae.
UUGUUUACGUUUUGUGUCAUGGCUAUUUCUGUAUUUCUGACUGUUGUCAACAAUAACCCGUUUUUGUGCACUGGCCAAAACAGGAAACUAUAAUUAAAUUUAGUAGAAGAAAAGAUCAAAUCCAGACAUGGUUUCCUUGCCCCUGCGCUAUGAGGCCGCUAUGGUCCUGAGUGCGGCUGGAGAUGCUCUGGGGUAUAAGAAUGGCUCCUGGGAGUUUUGUCAUCACGGAAAAGAAAUUAUAAAGGAGCUAAAUGCAUUAGGAGGAUUAAACGCUAUUAAAGUGAAACCACCAAAGUGGAUAGUCAGUGAUGACACUGUCAUGCAUUUAGCGACAUCUGAGGCCCUGACCACAUGUAAAAAAUCCAGAAAAGAUGAACUAUUUAAGGCAAUUGCUAGAAACUACAAACUGUGCAUGAAGGAUAUGAGAGACCGGGCACCAGGGCUGACGUGUACGGGCAGUGUUCAUGAGCUCAAACCAGACAGGCCCGACUGGAGAGAUGGAUGUAGAAUAAACUUUAAUGAGAGGGGAGGAGGAUGUGGUGCCGCCAUGAGAGCCAUGUGUAUUGGUCUCAGAUACCCACGUGAGACAGAACUAUCAGAUUUAAUUGCUGUAAGCAUUGAGGCAGGCAGGAUGACCCACCACCACCCCACAGGUUACCUUGGGAGUUUGGCUGCUGCUCUGUUUACAUCAUAUGCUAUACAAGGAAAGCCACCCAGAAAGUGGGGAGCUGGCUUAAUGAGUGUGCUGCCUAAAGCUCAGGAAUAUAUUAAGUCAGAGAAGUUCUUUGUGGAAGACAACUUAGAAGCUUGGAAUUAUUUUGAGGAACAUUGGAAAAAAUACCUUGAAGAGAAAGGCCUCUUAGAAGGAAGCCAGGACCCAAAACCUGACAAUCUGGACGAAGAUGGCCGAGACAAGUUUUACAAAAGUCUGAGUUUCUCGGGCUGGGGCGGAGCCAGCGGUCAUGAUGCUCCUAUGAUUGCAUAUGAUGCUAUUCUGCAAUCAGGAAAAAACUGGGAAGAACUAUGCAAAAGAUCAAUGUUUCAUGGAGGAGACAGUGAUAGUACUGGGGUCAUUGCAGCCUGCUGUUAUGGGGCCAUGUAUGGGUAUGAUGGGGUACCAGAGGGGAAUUACAAGAAGCUCGAGUAUCAUAAAAGACUAGUGAAGCAGGCCAGAGAGUUAUACGAAAUUGCUCACGGAUCUGGAGGGGAAAAUGCCAUGAUAGAUGAGGAUGACGAUAUGAUAAAAGAGGAAGAGGAAGAGGCAGAAGAAAAGGAAGGAAAAGAGCAGGAGGUGGCCGAGAAAGAGAGUGCUCAAGGGGAGAAAACUCUGGAGUCGGAGAAUGUACAGGAGAAAGUACAGACAACUGUAUGAUUGUCUGUUUAGUUUAUAUGUUCUGACUUUCAACAUUAUAAGUGUAAUAUGACAUUGAAUUAUAAGAUAGAUUAAAGUUUUCUUAUUUUUGCGUUUAUUAUAAAGUAAUAUUCCCCAAAGAAUCAUGCAAUAUCUCUCCAUUUAUGUGUCAGUCUUUGGGCUCCUGACAUUUUUUACUAUGUUAUAAUGUGACCAAGUAAUUCCAUAUGUUUUAUUUAUUUAGGCGAGUAUCGUGUUCAUUUUGGUAAACUUAUUUUUUAUUCAAUUAUUUGAAUCAAGUGAGUGGGAUUCUAACAUUUUGUAAAGGCUUUUGUCGAACAAACUUUUUGUAAUCUUAUUCCUGACUGGUGUAUUCUUUAAAUCAACUCAAUCCACUUGCGCAGUAGAUCUGGGUAUAAAUAAACAGGUUCGAUUAGAAUUACUUGUCCCGCCAGCCAGUUUCAAGGUCACAACACCUCAUGGUCGUGCUGUUCAUAUAGGUAUUUGCUUCUGUAAUACUUUUCUUUUUCAUAACUUAUAAUGUUAUUUUUCAUUUUCUAUCUAUUUGACAUUAUAUUUUGUCUAAUGGGUAGAAUAAUUUAUGCAUAUUUUUUUUUCUAGACACUAAUGCCAUUGCCGU